Molecule: messenger RNA, 643 nt
Organism: Suricata suricatta (meerkat)
Lineage: Eukaryota; Metazoa; Chordata; Mammalia; Carnivora; Herpestidae
Gene: S100B
Product: S100 calcium binding protein B
Exons: 4
Coding region: 207-485 (92 amino acids)
Biological process (GO): positive regulation of cell population proliferation; positive regulation of canonical NF-kappaB signal transduction
Cellular component (GO): nucleus; cytoplasm
Molecular function (GO): zinc ion binding; RAGE receptor binding; calcium ion binding
Source: RefSeq, a predicted model, not a curated record
CAGUGCCGCGCCCCACUGCCGGGAAGGAAUAAGAGGUGCCCCCAACCGCUCCUGCCACUCUGGACGCCACAGCCAGGAGAGGACAGGAGCGGCCACCAGGAGCCACUGACGCAGCUAGAGGUUCGCUCUGCCCGAGUUUGACACCCCAAAGCAGAGAAGCCUCAGGGCCAGAGGCUCCGUGGAGGCUGCUGACAUUUUCGCAGAGGAUGUCUGAGCUGGAGAAGGCCAUGGUGGCCCUCAUUGACGUUUUCCAUCAGUAUUCUGGAAGGGAGGGCGACAAGCACAAGCUGAAGAAAUCCGAACUCAAGGAGCUCAUCAACAAUGAGCUCUCCCACUUUUUAGAGGAAAUCAAAGAGCAGGAGGUUGUGGACAAAGUCAUGGAAACUCUGGACAGUGAUGGAGACGGCGAAUGUGAUUUCCAGGAAUUUAUGGCCUUCGUUGCCAUGGUUACCACCGCCUGCCACGAGUUCUUUGAACACGAGUGAAACGGAGAAGGCAGCCAAGCUGUUCCUGUGGCAGAGGCAAGGUCGCACCAGGAAGCAGAGGGCAAGGGCUCGCGGGCUAGUAGGAGCUGCGCUUGCCAGCCGUUGUAGCUUAUUAGGAAGCUUGAUUCGCUUUGCCAAUGAAAAAUUGAAACCCUCUU